AUGGCGGGCGCGGGAGUGGCGAGCGCCGGAGUCGGCGCGGCGAGCGCGGCGAGCGCUGGACGGCUCCCCUCGCCGGGGAAAGCACCUCCAAGCACGCCAGGUCAGGAGGUGCUGGAGCUUCCCGAGUCCCCGGAGCUCGCUCUGCAGACGGCUGGGCGCAUUGCCCCGCUGCCCGCGGAGGAAGCUGCGGAAGCCACUCAGUUCCGCUUUGCUUUAGAGCAAGACGAUCCUUACGAGCGUUUCAUCAAACAGCAGCUGGCCUUGUUGGACGAUGAUCUGCGGAAGCUUCAGUUGGAAGAGCCCUUGGUCCAGGAGCAGCUAAAGGCCUUGGAGGCGCAGCUCCGUUCCAGGAAGCCUCCUUCGGCCCAGGACUCCGGGACGGCCGGUCCAACUCCGCGUGGGCCACGGCGGUUGGGCCAGAUGUCCCCCAAGCAGAUGAGCCCACGCGCCGCUGCUGCCAAUCGCCGAACUGAAGGUGAGGCACGGAGCUUGGCCUUGGAACGUCGGGUGCAACAGCUCAUUGAGCGCCGUGAGCAGCGCGAGAAGUCCCAGAAAGUCACGCCGCCCGCAUCCCAGACAGCCACACCGCGGACGCAACGGGACGUCCUUGGGCGUAGCCAGCACAGCGGCAGUCCAGUGCCGGGCCGCACUGGGGCGGUCUUUGUGCCGCUGGAGGGGCAAAUGUACUUGGAGGGUCCGCAGAGUGUGCUCCACGGCCCGGAAAGUGCACGCUUCCACCUGGACCCCGCUUCCGCGGUGCUGACCGCGCGCCAUUGGAGCCCGGGCCACUGGCGCCCGGAGGUCUCACGCUUCGACCUGGACCCGGUGACCAAUCGCGAGUGGCCGGUGGUAGGCGCAAGCGGAUUCGCGGGAGACCUGCGGGGCGUGCAGGGGCCCUGA
This is a messenger RNA of Durusdinium trenchii, 900 nucleotides long. The record is from the annotation of a GenBank genome assembly. NCBI's taxonomy places the organism in Eukaryota, Dinophyceae, Suessiales, Symbiodiniaceae.